UUCAGUGUAAAGAAACGCUGAAAGCUCAAAGCUCGUGAAAACAAUCGAUGACCAUAGUGUCGAUUAAUCGAUUGCGAAAUCGAUCUGCACAUCCCAUCUCUAUUAGCCGCUUUAGCUUUAGAAUUAAAUGUGCUAAGAAAUUGAAUUAAAAUUCAAUGGCUGGUCGCAUGAAGAAGCUCGUGCCCACCGAUGGCAAUUGGAUCCCGGAGUCGCGCCGCUUCCCCCUGGAUUUGAUCGCCAGCGUGAUGAGUGGCCUGCGCGGCGACGUGGAGGGAGUGACCCCCGAGGAGCGCCAGUCCCUGAAGGAGUUGCAGAAGACAUGGCUUAAGAAGCUGGCCAACCGCCUGCCGGAUUCAAAUCCCCGUCCGCCCUCGCCCAAGAGGCCUCGCCUUCGGGCCAAGAAAAAGGCCCCCCAGGUGGAGAUCCCGCCGGCGGUGGAGGAGCGCGAGGAGUACAACGUCUACGAGGUGGAGGACAGCGAGGUGGUCAGGAACCGCAUCUGCAUACCCCGACUUCGAUCCCAUUGGAAGCUGCGCUACUUUGAGAUCAUGAUGCCCGCCUUUGUCAUCAAGCGCGGCCUAUUGAAUAAGCACUUCAACUGGGAGAUCGUCGACAAGAUCAUGGGCGCCCCCGACGAAGAGGCCACCGCCUUUCUCCAGGAGUUCGUGGACGACGUGGUCAAGGACCUGACACCCUGAAGUAUGACUUUGUUAAAGUAAUGUUCACUACAUCACCAUUAUGAGGGUUUCAUUUACACUCACUGGUUUAGUACUUAAAAUUAACUAUCUUUCUAGGGAUAGGGCUUACAGUUUAACUUAAAAAAAACCACUAGUUCAAAAAUGUUUGCAACCUAAGUAUAUUACAGGUUGGUUUUGCAAAUUGUUGAAUAUGUUUAGAGCAGCUUUUGAGUUUUCAACGGUCUUAAAAUAUUGUUUAUUUAAUAACUGAUUACUAUGAGAACAUAUGUUCGUCUAUUUAUUUUUCAAAUUUUUUGAUCAAUUCUUAUUGUUUUGAAUUUGUGCGUUAGCUUAAAAUUUAUAAGCACAAGCAAAGUUGUUUUCGGUUGAAAAAAAUGACUAGAAACAUUAAAAAACUUGUACAGAGUACAAAAUCCUUAUUAACGAAUAAUUAUGUAAAUUUUUUGGGGU
Messenger RNA from Drosophila suzukii, 1148 nucleotides. It is a transcript of the gene moon, whose product is annotated as moonshiner. The record is from RefSeq and is a predicted model, not a curated record. Lineage: Eukaryota; Metazoa; Arthropoda; Insecta; Diptera; Drosophilidae.